AUGAAUAAACAAACAGAUUCCACCAUACCUGAUUAUUCAUCAUUUAAUCGUGAAGUCAAUGAUGCAUCGUCACCUGUAAAACAUAAUGAAAUUCAACAAACUCAUUCAUCACCGUCGUCGUCGUCGUCGUCGUCGUCGUCGUCGUCGUCAAAAGACAAGCUUGACUUGAUAGAAAAAAUCAUUAAAAAUGAAUGUUCGAAUUCUUCAUCAAAACGGAAAUUAAAUUCCUAUGCGAGUACAGAUGAAGAUGUAGAUGAAUUUAAUUUAGAUUAUUCCGAUGGUGUUAAUCGUUCAGCAACAACAACAAUUCAAACGUAUCGCGAUCGAUUAAAUGCACGUUUGAAUCCUGAACAACUGGAGACAAAUUCAACCAAUCGGAAAUUUCUAUCAACUGAAUGUUCCCAAGUAACAAUUGAUUCCGGUGUUGAUAUUGCCAGUGAACAAAAAUUAUUUCAAUUGAAAAUCGAUGAACAAUAUUCCGAAGAAACUACUAAUCAAAAUGAUUUAUUUGCUCUAUCGGAUGAUUCAUUACUUGAUAUUGAAUCACCCUAUAUGAAUGAUUUAUCUCUAAAACCCUCAUUUAUAAUCAAACAACAACAAUUAAGAUCAUAUACAGAUGAUAGUGAAGGAGGUCGAAGUUAUUUAACCGCUAUAACUGAUAUUCCAUCAUUGACUAAAACUGAUCGUGUACCAUCGAAUACAAGUGAACAAUAUUAUUCAGCUGAUAGCGAUUUUAAUACAUCGUUAUCACUUGCAAAUAACGAUAUUGAAUUCGAAAAUCAAACUCAUCCUGGUCAAGGAAUACAAGAAUUGUCACCUGACCAAUCAUCAGCAUCAUCAACAGCAUCGCCAAUACCACCUGAAAUCGAUUCACAAUUACCAGCAUUUGGUGAUUGGAUCGAUGGCGUAUUUACAGCAUUUCUUGCCGAAACUAAUCAGCAAUCAAAUUCAACAAGUCGCUCAUCAUCAAUUUUAUCUGUACAUAUAUCGCAACAUACAAUUGAUACCUCAUCAUCACAAGUUUUAACUGUUAUUGAAAAUAAUAAAAAUCAUCCAAAUUUAACAAUUAUGGAGAAAUAUUCGACCACGUUCGAUGAUAACAAUCGAAUGAAUUCCUCGCAUGGUCGCUCACAAUCAUCGCCAAAUGGUGAAUUACAAAAAGAUGAUGCAAAUUUGAAAGAAAUGUCAAUUUCAAGUCUAAACAAUGAAAACAAUAAUGACAACUCAUAUAAAAAUGUUAACAAUUGUAAAAACAUUAGUACUAUUGACGCACAAGUUGCAAAUAAACAAUCAACAUCAUUACUAUUGUCAUCAAUUGAAAGUGGUGAUGACGAUGACAAAAUAUUUUCACUUUCUAAUACAACCACGAACAAUAUUGAUGUGGGAAAGGUAAAGGAAAAAGAACAGGAUGACGAUACACAUCAUAUUGAAAUUGGAGCCGAGAGUGACAACAAAAACGACAGCCCACUUAUACAAGUAGUAAUGCCAGAUGAAUCAUCUCCAUCACCAUUUUCAUUCUUCGAAGGAUUCCAUUAUCGGGAAUCCCAACAAAAUCAACACGCGAAUAGUCAUGACUCAUUACUUCAACCUGAUCAUAUUCCAAUAAUGAGUACUAUCAAUACAGCCGCAUCCUCAUCUGAUGAUCUAUCCAGUACACAUCAAUUGUUAUCGUCAGCAUUUCAUUCAAAAGACUCAGCACUUGGCUUAUCAGAUGAUAAUUUAAAUUGUUUACAAACGAAUGAAUUUAAUAUUCAAGAUAUUCACAACGAUUAUGAUGAAGAUGAUGAUCGACAACAACAACAGCAACAACAACAACAACGUGCUCGAAUAUCAUUGCCCUUAUCAAAUGUGCAGCAAGGUGAAACAGUUGAUAAUAAUGAAAUCGAAGAUAACACAAAUAAUUAUAUUGAAAAGAAUGAAAUGGUCUCUGAACAUAUUCCCGAAAAUAAUACAAUCAUGAUGUGUAUAACUAUCAAUACGCAAUUGAAACCUACAUCCUAUGGACUUGAACAUGCUGAACGAACAGUAUCAUCAAGUUCUUCGGAACAAUUGAUACCAAAAGAAAAACAAACAGGAAUGUAUUAUCCGGCAUUCGGAAGUUCAGCAGCAAUACAUUUAGCGGAAAAAUAUAAUUGUGAAUGGUUACAAGAUGUGCCGUCACCGACUAGUACAAUAAGAAAACAUUCCACUAUUGUUGAAAGUAAAGAAUCGCCUGAUUCACGUAUAUUUCAUCAGCAUCAAAAUAUUGGUGACGAUGAUGAAUUCUAUUUAUCAUUACAAGCAAUUCAACCGUCUCACUCAUGUCCACAGUUAAAUUAUACGACAAUGAGAGAACCAUUACGUGAAAGAUCAUAUUCUUUAACAACAUUAGAUGCCUAUGCGUACUUAGAUAUAACACGUGAUACUCUUGAGCAAAUGUGGCUUUCAUUACUUGAUCUUGCUUUUAGUGAUAAAGAUGAUAUCGAACUAGGUGAAUAUAAAUUACGUCAUAUUAUGGGUCUUUCAAAUUCAUAUACAAACGUGAAUGAAACUCAAAUAGAAAAAUCUCGUAGUCAUGGUGAUAUAUUUUCAAGCACAAAUAAAAAUCAUGAAGAUAAAUUUACAAAGAAAAAAUCAAAAUCAUUUGACAUCACAUCAUUAGAUAAAUCAGCAACAAACACUUCGAGAACAAACGAAUCAGCAAAUGUUGGCCUUUUACAAGGUGCUGCUAUCUCGGAACCAUUUGUUGAUCGUAUCGGCCCAUCAUCGACACAUUCCGACACUGAAGAUAAUCUACUUGAUAUUGAUGAUGAUAGUAUACAAUCAUAUGAACAAGAUAAUGUUCUUUCCGAUGAACACGAGCCACCAACAAAUCAGAUAACAUCACCUAUUAUAAAAGAGCCACUAAAUUAUGUAUUUCAUUAUCCACAUCAUUUAGAGAAUAAUGAUGAUUUCGAUCUUGAUCCUAUAGAUGACAUAUCAAACUAUUUACCGAAUACAAGUUUACAAAAGAAUGAAAUAUUUGGUGAUGAAGACAAACAAGUGUGUAUGUCCUUGGGUUUUGACGACGACGAGGCAACAGCUGCACUUGCUGCUGCCGUACAACCAAGAGAUACACAAGCUAUUCUAUCUUCAUAUAGACCGCAUUCAUUAUCGACUAUACCAAGUUCGGGCGAAAGUCAGUAUGAAUCUAGUGAUGAUAGUGAAGAUUUCGAUGAGAAUUUAAGAAGAACUGCAAUUAGUAUUAAUCAAGAAGAUAUUUUUGAAGUCGAUAAUAGUGAAGAAGAAACAGACGACGAUCACGGUAGAAUCGGAUCAGGUGUUUCAUCGCCACAAUCAAAACCAAAUACACCAAUACAAAGUCGUUCAGCAACACCAUCAGAACUAAAUCAACCUAUAAAACUUUCAAAUUUCUCUGAGAUCGAUCAUGAUGCAUGGGAAAAAUCAAUAAGCGAACCGAUCUAUACUGACGAUCUAUCCAUCGAACAAAAUAAUGAAGAUGGCUUAUUUACGUUUACAGAUAACUUAACAGCGAUUAUUUCAUUGCAAUCUACCGAACAACAAUCUCAAAUAUUCACUACUGAUCAAAUUGAAUCAACAAUAAUAAAAAAUGAACUCUAUGAAAAUACCUUUAUUGAACAAAUCAAUGAAAAUAACUCACUAAGUGCUUCAUCACGAGAAGAUUACAUUGAACAUAUGGAUGAACAACAAGUCAAUAAGUCAGUAGAUUCUACUCGUACAUCAAUAUCAUCGAUACAUGAUACACAUCUCGAUCCAGAUGAAUUAGCUUAUCGUUUAGCACGAUUAGAUCCUUAUACUAUAUCAAGUCCACCGAAGAAAACUUUAGCAGAUGAAUUAGCAGAAUUAGGCGAAAAGGAAAGUCGCUUUGAAAAUGAUUCUCUCGAUCAUACACCUCCUAAUGAAAAGAAAUUAUACGAAUCAUAUCCAACAACACCACCAUUGAAAAUCGAUCAACUUACAUUAAUCGUGGACGAGAUUCAAAAACUUAAUCAAGAAAAAGCUGUCUCGUCACUUUCAACGAUUGUUCAAGAUAUUCAUUCAGUAAAAAAUAAUCAAUUUCUAACGAAAAUUGUUGACUACCAUCAAUCACCACCUAUAUCAAAUUUACAAACAAUAAUGACGGAAUUACAUGAAGUAUCUAGUCGACAACCUGUAGAACGUCCACAACGACCAACACAUCUUGAACUUGAUUUAGAUGAACAAGUUGAAGUAUACGAACAACUUCUUACAUCUUCUGUUACUGAUAGUAUUCCAAUAUCAUCAAAUAUUAUAAACAAUCUGGAAAAACAUUUAGCUGAACAUAAAACAAAAACACCUUCCCCUGCUCUUCCGCCAGCGCCUGUUCUAUCGUCAUCAUCGUCAUCGCUGACGAGACGAAUCAGUGAACCACCUCUACCAUUAACACGCUAUCAAAAUCAUCGCGUUGACAAAGUAUCUGAUUUAGAAAUUGUUAAGCAAGGCAAUGGCUUUAAAAUUGGUUAUGUCGAUCGACAAGGUACAGAUCAACGUGUUAUAUUAACAAAACGUAUACCAGCUGGACCUGAUAUUAUGGCACGAGAUCCACAUGUUCGUUUGCCAUAUAAAGGUCGUAAAAUUUUAAAUCAAGUUUUCAGUUCAAUUUUAUAUACAAACGGUUAUAAUUCAAUACAAGAAGAUAGAAAAUAUCAACAUUCAGCCGACGAUAUUGAAGUGCCAAUUAUUGGGACUAAUCCGGAACAUUUUGAUGAGUCUGAUAUGAUAUCAAUCGAUAUCGAUGGUCCAUCGACAAUGCUUAAUUCUAUAUGUGAAUCAAUUGUUAUAACUCAAGGUUCUGUUUAUUCAAAUACUCCUUUUAAACCUUCUCGUGACAAACCCAUAGCUCAACCAAUAGCCAAGAGUGUAUUCGAUAGCAACAUUCUCAAUUCAAAUGCAUCACAUUUACGUCAUGUUGUCUUAGAUCAACAUGAAGAAUAUCUUCUCAAUAGUUCUCGUACACCAACGCCAUCGAAUAAAAAAGAUAAAAUUGAAGUUAUUGAUACAUGGCACAAUAGUACAGUUAUUGAGGGUAGUAGUACAACAUGGCGUAGUCCAUCAUUGAAUACAUUUAAAGCAACAAAGCAUAUUCAACCAUCAACACAAGCUCAAACGUUCGUUUCUUCCAUUGAACCUAAUCUAGUUCAAAUGCGUAUAGCACCAACAACUUAUGACACGAAAUAUCGUUCAAGUGAACAUAUUGAAAUUCCAGCUACAUACAAUUGGAAUGCGGAAACAGUAGAUACGCCGAAAAGACCAGCUCAGUCUACACGUGAUGUUGCAUUAUCACCGAUAUUAAUUGAUCAAAAAUCCUAUCAAACAUCAAGUACAUCGACCGCUGCAAUUCCUGGUAAAGUUGAUCGUUCAUGUCAAUAUAGUCCACCACUAAAACAUGAAUUUGGUUCACAAUGUCAUUUUGAUCAUUUAACAUCAUCAACACAAGUAUCAUCCUAUGAUAUACCGAACUUUUUAAUCACUAAUAAUGGUACACAAACAACAAUCAAUGGUGCAAAUACAAAAGUGCCGUUGGAUGAUUCAGGAAUUCAAAGACACAUGCAAACAGUAUCACCAUCAUUAUCAACAGCAUCAUCCGAUCAUCAACAAACAAUGCAAACUGGAGCAGAUUUUAUUACAAAAUUCAAUGAUCACAAUAAUCAUACAUCAGGUUUAACAGUAACACAAUAUACAGAUGAAAACUAUUAUCUUCCUUCAAAUGAUAAUAAUCAAACGAUAUUAACGAGCCGUUCAGCAACACUUGAACGAAGCGCUGACUCAGGAAUUCUUGUUGAUGAACAAUUAUUACGCACUCGUCGAAAUAAAGCAAAUUUCGCUUUACAAGUCGAUAUAAAAGGCUCAUCAUCCGACAGUGAAGAUGUUUCCGAAGUAACACAACGUCCAUUACAUAGGAUGAAAUCCCUAACAAAUGAUGACGUCUAUGAACAUCAUAGUGAACUAAUGAUAAAACCUAAUAAUGUAAGAGAAGUUCGACAAAAUUCAUCAACAAAUGACAAACGAGGAGCGGAACACUCGAUUAUAUCAGCUAAAGAAAUCGAGCAACAAAUUUUACAAUUACGACGUGAACGGGCACAUAUACUUGAUUUACUUUCAUUGAAUUGGAGUCGAUCAAAUAUUUGGGUUGAAUUGACUGAAGCGAAAUUAAAUUAUAUUAUUGGAGAAACAGAUGCCUUACUUCGUUCGUUAUCUUUCGAUGCUAAUCCAGUUGAUAGUGAACGAGUUAAAGUUAAAAUGCACCAAUACGAAGAAGAUAUGGCAGAAUUAACAAGACAACGUUUAGCUAUCUAUCGACAACGUUUAGAAGAUUCGAAAAAACAAUUAGAUAUUAAAAUUGAUGAAUUAGAAUUGAAGAAAUCAUCGCUAGAACAUCAUACAUCACAUUAUUCAACUCUGGAAUUUACACCACGUGCUGAAGUUAUAAGACAUGCAAAAUCAUUUCUAAGUACAAGUGCUGAAAAUUUAUCCAAUAUACCUCUACAAGAUAGUGUAUCAAGUCAUCCACAUUUGCUUGACGUAUCAUUUCUAACAUCAACACCAUCGAAUCAAACGAUCGGACUUCCACCACGUUAUCCUCGCUCGCCACGACUUCCUCAACCAUAUCAAUCGCCAGACACAUAUAGAACUGUUUAUCGUCCAACGCCACGUUAUCCAUCAGCAGUAGCACUAAAUACUGAUCAACGUUAUGACUUUCCACGUUAUAGAACAACAUCCUAUGUAACACCUAAUGGAAAUCUAUCAGGCUUACAAGGUUUAAGUAGAAGUCAACAAGCUAUAUUAGAUGAAACAGAUAAAUUAGUAAAAGAUUCACAAGAAUUUCAUAAUGAAUCUGCGUCACAAUUUGAACGUGCAAGAGAAAGCUUAUUAUCAAGUGAAGCAUCAAUUCGGUUGGCAAGAGCCAACAUGGCUGCAUCCCGCUUUUCACCAACGUCAAAUUAUUUACCCAAUGAUGUUACACUUGCUGAACUAUUUAAAUAUGAACAGUCAUUAGCUAAAGAAACAGCGAAAAAUACACGAACCUAUUCAUCUAUAUCAACAAGUGCGGAAUCUUAG
Molecule: messenger RNA, 7077 nt
Organism: Rotaria socialis
Lineage: Eukaryota; Metazoa; Rotifera; Eurotatoria; Philodinida; Philodinidae
Source: the annotation of a GenBank genome assembly